Messenger RNA from Gigantopelta aegis, 2417 nucleotides. RefSeq names its product E3 ubiquitin-protein ligase RNF14-like. The coding region runs from base 227 to 1663 and encodes 478 amino acids. Gene Ontology annotation, cellular component: ubiquitin ligase complex; cytoplasm. The record is from RefSeq and is a predicted model, not a curated record. Gene Ontology annotation, biological process: positive regulation of proteasomal ubiquitin-dependent protein catabolic process; protein polyubiquitination; ubiquitin-dependent protein catabolic process. NCBI's taxonomy places the organism in Eukaryota, Metazoa, Mollusca, Gastropoda, Neomphalida, Peltospiridae. Gene Ontology annotation, molecular function: ubiquitin protein ligase activity; zinc ion binding; ubiquitin conjugating enzyme binding. The transcript is spliced from 7 exons.
UUAAGUAUUGAUUUCAAAGGCUACGGUGGUCAAACAUUGAUACAGAUAUUUAAAAAAACAAAAACAAAAACCCACUUCGGAUAAUUUCGGUUACUUCCGAUUUGUUUUACGGAAAGUUUUAAUCAAAUUAAUGAGUCCGAGUGUUGUGAUAUGUGUCAGUCUAGCCGAAAGCUCUGUAUAUGUACUGUACAGAUUUAUGGUAGUUAUUGGUUGAGAACGGCAGAACAUGGGAGACCAGGAGUCCCAGGAAGAUGAACUGACAGCAUUGGCCAGUAUUUACGACAGCAGUGUUUUCUCGGUUUCACAAGAUGGCGAUGACCGGGGUGGCCAGUUUUCUGCUUGUUUAGCAUUACCACAACCUUUCGUUGUGUCAUUUUUACCUGCAGGCAUUUCUGAAGAUAGCGGUUCUGAAGGACUCAAGGCUGAUGGGAAAAAUAUCUGUGCAGUUCAUUACUUGCCUCCGAUCAUCCUGAACUUCGUAAUUCCAGCUGACUAUCCAUCCCGGCAGAGUCCGCAGUUUACACUGUCGUGCAAGUGGCUUACAAAAUGUCAGCUAACAAAAUUGUGUCAGCGAUUGGACGAACUGUGGAAGGAAAACAAAGGAAGUGUCAUCCUCUUUCUAUGGACAGACUUCCUACAGAACGAUACUUUUUCCUUUCUUCAUUUGACUUCUCCGCUAGAUCUUUCGAACGUUCUUUUGCGGCAUCCUCACCAGAAGAGUUCUGAGGAAAUUUGUGAUAGCCACGAACCAAACAAAACACACGAUGAACGUGCAAUUCAGGACAUCGCGGCACAGCGUCUGUUGCGUCCAACAAUCCUCGACUUCGAUACACAGGAGCAGCAGCGUGAAUUCGAACGGACCGUGUUUACAUGCAACGUGUGCUUCAUGGAAAAGCCUGGCUCGCAGUGUAUUCAGUUUGCGACAUGCGACCACGUGUACUGCAAGAAGUGUAUGACGGAUUACUUCAUUGUACAGAUUCAGGACGGAAACGUCGGCAGUUUAACGUGUCCUGACCACGAGUGUGAUUCUCAGGCUCUUCCUUCUCAGGUAAAGGAUUUAGUGAGUGUGAAGCUGUUUACACGUUACGAUGACCUGCUUCUCAAGACAAGCCUGGACCUGAUGAAGGACGUCACGUACUGCCCCCGCCCCAUCUGUCAGGUGCCCGUCAUCUUCGACCAUGACAGCAGCAUCGCGUCAUGCAGCGCAUGUCACUACGUCUUCUGUGUCCACUGCAAGCUUGUCUACCACGGACUGUCGCCGUGCAAAAUUAAAGCAGAUGAGUUGUCCAAACUGCGAGAAGAAUACCAGAACGCAAGUCCCGAGGAGAAGCUGUUUCUGGAGAAGCGGUAUGGCAAGCGCACGAUACAGCAGGCGGUUGAGGAGAGCUUCACUAAUGAGUGGCUCAACCAGUUCUCCAAGCAGUGUCCGUCGUGUGGCGCUCAUAUACAGAAAAUAGACGGAUGUAACAAGAUGACCUGUACCAAGUGUCGCAAUUACUUCUGUUGGAUCUGUGAGAAGUCUCUGUCACGGACGAACCCAUACAAACAUUUCAGCGAGUUGAAUAACGACUGUUUUAACCGCCUGUUCGAGGGCAUCGACCAGAACAUGGAGUUUGAUGACUGGGAGGAGGGGGACGAAGAUGAUGAUGACGAUUUCUUGUAACCACGGCAACGCACCAUGCAUCGUUUGAACUGGGCAGAGCAGUGGCCUAAUUCUCUAAACCAGCCCCAAAUUCAGCCAGCAAACAUUUUGCUAACGUUUUUGAACUAUUUGAUUGGUUCCCAUCUUGACCAUUUGGUUUACCGUGCAGUGCAUAAACCAGUCUAGCAGACGUUUGUUUCUGCUCAGUCUGGCUGAACUCGGCCCAGGUCUUGCCCUAACCAUUGCCAAAUUAGCCAUUUGUUAAUUUUUAAUACAGAGUGGCUACAAAACAAUCGGUCUUGUAAACUUCUUGGCCCAGAUUUUCGAAACUAUCUUAGCACUACGAUAUCGUAAAACUGUCCUAAAUGAUGAUGUUACACAUCAAAUUACGUUGUGACGUCAUUAUGAAUCUAAAUGCGGCUGCAUUUUUCACUUGGUUUCAUUUGCAAAGGAAGUGAGUAACCUUUAGCCGGCAUCACGAUGCAGCGUGGGAUAUCUGAAGUAAAAAUGGCAGUCUGGACCCCUUUAGAUUUCCUCUUUUUUACAGUUCACCAAUUCUCACCCCUGAUAUUUGAAAAUUGGCUAAACUGAAAUUUUUUUCCAAUGUGAGCUCUGCUAAACUCUUGCAAUUUUGCAAUCUCGUUAAAACUCCCUCUGGGUGGGAGCCACCGAAGCCAGUUGAAUGAAUAACUUUUGGUUUGGAGUGCUGUUGUUUGCAAAUGAUUUGCGCAUUAAACAUUUUUUUGUGUUAAUAUAAAAAAUAUUUAAAAAUCAA